Molecule: messenger RNA, 4512 nt
Organism: Myotis davidii
Lineage: Eukaryota; Metazoa; Chordata; Mammalia; Chiroptera; Vespertilionidae
Gene: GPR22
Product: G protein-coupled receptor 22
Exons: 3
Coding region: 1146-2444 (432 amino acids)
Biological process (GO): G protein-coupled receptor signaling pathway
Cellular component (GO): membrane
Molecular function (GO): G protein-coupled receptor activity; peptide binding
Source: RefSeq, a predicted model, not a curated record
AGUCCUCUCCUAACAAGUGAACAAAAUGAAUCAAUCAAAACUGGAAACGCUUCAACUACAUCAGGAAUUUAUCAAAUCUUCAGCGGAGGGCCCACAGCAGCUAAUUCAGUACUUACAACUGAAAAUAUGAAGAAUGCAUCUGACCGAGCAUCUAUCUACCUAGCUGUCUGAACUAUAAAUUGCAGGAUAUUCUUGUAACAUAUGAUUUUAAGUUACUAAGGAGUUAAAACCAGAGAGAAUAGGUCUACAUUACUGCUGGGAUGUAACACAUCAACAGUAAUCAUCGACAGAAGAUGCUAUAUAAAAUAACCACAAAAAGAAAAACGAUAUAAGUGUAAAAUCCUGAAGACAAAAUGGUGAGCACUUUAAAGAGGGUGUUUAUACUUUAAUAUAUCAGAAUUGUGGAGCUACUGAUUCAUAAAGAAACAAUGAAACAUGGAUUACCGAAAUAAGAAUGCCAAAUAUUAACAGCAAGCUAAAUGAAGCUUUAGCAAGUAUUUUCUGUACUAAAUAUUGAGAUACUUGUAUUAAUUGAUAUUACUAAAGGAUUUUUCCAUUGGAGUUUUAUUACCAAUUAUAUAUCCUCUUCUAAUGAAAACAAACCAGAUUAAAUAGCAGAUGGUUUUUAUCAAAAGAACAUGGACUGGAUUUAUAAUAUAAAACAAGUUUAUGUGAUCGAGAAAUCAUUUCAAAAUAAUUAAGACUGCUAUAGAAACAGUGUGUAACAAAAGGAUGUCUAAAUACAUUUUAGGAGCUAGAAACCUUUUUUGUUUUCACAUGUUCUGGAAAAUAAAGAGACGCUCUCAUAUAUUUCCAUAAAGGGAAUCAUAAUUCCUAUCAUUUGAAGAAGUUUUGCUUGGUUGUGACUUUUUAAGACAAAACAAACAAAAAUAUUGUUUACUGGUCUUUAGAAAUCCAUCAGCCAACUAAAUCUCACAAUUCAUGCAUUUGAAGUAUUGGAGAGAAAAUGAAAGAAUGCCUACAAGACAUGAAAUAAAACACAGCUACUUCACUGCUGUCAGUUAAAAAUUCAUGUCAAAAUUUGUCAAUGACAUCAUGCAUCAAUUUGUGAAAAACUGCUAUAGUGAACCAAAAGGCCUAUAAGGCAACAGCAAACAGGGAAAAAAAUCAACUGCUCCAAAAGAAUGUUUUUUUCUCCCAUUCUGGAAAUCAACAUGCAGUCUGAAUCUAACAUUACAGUUCGAGAUGACAUUGAUGACAUCAACACCAAAAUGUACCAAACACUAUCAUACCCAUUAAGCUUUCAAGCGUCUCUCACCGGAUUUCUCAUGUUAGAAAUCGUGUUGGGACUUGGCAGCAACCUUACCGUACUGGUACUUUACUGCAUGAAAUCCAACUUAAUCAACUCUGUCAGUAACAUUAUUACAAUGAAUCUUCAUGUACUUGAUGUAAUAAUUUGUGUGGGAUGUAUUCCUCUAACUAUAGUUAUCCUUCUGCUUUCACUGGAAAGUAACACUGCUCUUAUCUGCUGUUUCCAUGAAGCCUGUGUAUCUUUUGCAAGUGUCUCAACAGCGAUCAACGUUUUUGCUAUCACUUUGGACAGAUAUGACAUCUCUGUAAAACCUGCAAACCGAAUUCUGACAAUGGGCAGAGCGAUAAUGCUAAUGAUAUCCAUUUGGAUUUUUUCAUUUUUCUCUUUCCUGAUUCCCUUUAUUGAAGUAAAUUUUUUCAGUCUUCAAACUGGAAAUACAUGGGAAAAUAAGACACUUUUGUGUGUCAGUACAAAUGAAUACUACACUGAACUGGGGAUGUAUUACCACCUGCUUGUACAGAUUCCAAUAUUCUUUUUCACUGUCAUAGUAAUGUUAAUCACAUACACCAAAAUACUUCAGGCUCUUAAUAUUCGAAUAGGUACCAGAUUUUCAACAGGACAGAAGAAGAAAGCAAGAAAAAAAAAGACUAUUUCUCUAACCACGCAACAUGAGACUACAGACAUGUCACAAAGCAGUGGUGGGAGAAAUGUAGUCUUUGGUGUAAGAACUUCAGUCUCUGUAAUAAUUGCCCUCCGGCGAGCUGUGAAACGACACCGUGAACGCAGAGAAAGGCAAAAAAGAGUCUUCAGAAUGUCUUUAUUGAUUAUUUCUACAUUUCUUCUCUGCUGGACACCAAUUUCUGUUUUAAAUACCACCAUUUUAUGUUUAGGCCCAAGUGACCUUUUAGUAAAAUUAAGGCUGUGUUUUCUAGUCAUGGCUUAUGGAACAACUAUAUUUCACCCUCUGUUAUAUGCAUUCACAAGACAAAAAUUUCAAAAGGUCUUGAAAAGUAAAAUGAAAAAGCGAGUUGUUUCCAUAGUAGAAGCUGAUCCCAUGCCUAAUAAUGCUGUAAUUCACAACUCUUGGAUAGAUCCUAAAAGAAACAAAAUUACCUUUGAAGACAGUGAAGUAAGAGAAAAAUGUUUAGUACCUCAGGUUGUCACCGACUAAGGAAAAGUCUAAGUUUUACCAAAUCCACAUUCAGAAGUUUUAAAUUUAAAUUGUAAAAAAGUAAAAUUACUGCCAAAUAUAAGAAAAAAACAUUUUAAGUAUUGGUUAUGUUGUAAAUUUUCAAUGUAAAUGUCAAGAUUAGAUUAGGUCAUAUAUAUUCAAUUUCUUCAUAAAUUAAUGUAUUUGUUGCAUGGCAGUUUGUUAAAGUAAUAUCAUAUGUAUAUUUUGUCAAUAUUAUGUCCAUCAGAAGAUAUUCAUGUAAGUCAUAUUUUCUAAAUAAUAAAUACAUAGCCUUAAAACAGUCUAUAACUUAAAAAUAUAACUGACACAUUUGUAUCCUUGUUUUUUUCUUUUGUAAAGUAUAUUGUUUCUAAGCCACAAACUAUAGAUAUAUUUAUAUGUCAACUGGAAUAGCAUUUUAACGUAAGAACCGAAAUUACAGCUCCAAAUAAUCAAAACAAUCCAGAAUUUUCUGUACCACUAUAUUGUUUUCUGAUAUAGUCAACUUGCUGUAAUAUUUGAUGCACCAAAAAUAAUGAACCAUGUAUAAAACUUUAUCCUUUUUUUAAAUGUAAAAAUUGUAAGGUUUAUCAAAAUUUUAAUAUUCAAGAAAGAAAAACAAAUAACCUAUAUUUCACACCAAGAUAGAGAAACUUUUUAAAUUCAAGUUUAUUAUGGAAAAGAGUUUGACAUUCUAAAAACAAGGGCAUUAUGCCUAUACUAUACAAAUGAACUGAUAAUAAAGAGAAGGAAGAAAACUAAAGCACCAGCCUCAUUCUUCCUUUUCUCACUUUGCUUCAGUCUAAGCCAAAUGCUUGGAAUUAAUAUAGUCUGCUGGCAAAAACAGUGUAUUAAAAUAACUUUAUUCAAGUUGGUCCUUUUGUGUAAUAAAAGUUAAUUAUUAAAAUCUGAAUACCAGGGAGAAAAAAAGGACUCUACUAUUGUAGAAAAGUUAACAAAGCCAACUAUUUUUAAUUUUAGAUAUAUAGCAACUUUACAGUAAUAAAAUUUACACAAUGUUACUACCCUACCCGUAACUCCCAAAUAUUUCAAAAUACAGUAGUUCUAUUUCCACUCUGAAAAUCAUUAAAAUGGAAAUAAACCAGUCAAUUUGUUUUACUCUACACCAUUCAAUGUAAGCAUUUUUGUCUCCAAUCAACUCAUGUUGGAAAAUUAUGAAAUUACUAAUCCUAACUAUAGAUAUCAGGUUUGGGAAUUCUUAUCAAAUAUUUUUCAGCUGUAAUAAUCUAAUAAUCUAUUUAUGAGUACUAAGUAUAACCGUAUCAGAAAAACAGCAAUAAAUUUCUUAAAGUGGGCAAAUACUUGCUCCCUUAUCAUUUUAUUAACUAGAUAAUUUUUAUUCUAUUUUUAACACUAUAUUCACUAAAGUAGCAAAUCGUUUUUAAUUAAAUUUUAUAUUAAACAAUUCAACAAUAUAUUACUUUUAUGUAAAUAAAUGAAAUUCAUUCAGUCAAGUUUACUGAAUACCCUAAUUCUUGGGGAAAUGAGCACCAUGCAAUAACUUGAAUUCCCUGAGGUUACACAACAAAUUCAUUUACCUCUGAUAAUAAUGCUAACAAUGUCAAAUCUUGGCAAAGCUGAAAUUAUUUUCUUCCUACUUAUUUUCUACUCUUUUAUAAAAUUAAAGAAAUGCUAUUUGACAAAAUAUACCAUAGGACUUAUUUCUUGAAACCUGGAAGACAAAUUAAGAAUUCAUAAACAAAGAUAUUAAGACAAUUUUCAUUUGAUAAAUAUAUUUGGCAUAAAAUAUCUGCUAAUAUAUUAACUUAAAAAUUUUAAACUUAUUUCAUAGUUGGACUUCCAAGCAUAAGUUAAAAUUUUAGUAUUUAGUUUUAUAAACUUAAUAAAAAUUCAACUAUUUUUAGAGUUUUCAUAUUAAGAGAAAACACUUUGUGUUUUAAAUAUUUUUAACCCUCAAGUCUAUACAUAUGCCAAAGGACUCAGUUAAAAAAACGCUUUUCUAAUAUAUUUGCCUAAACUACUUUCAAGCUCUCUUGUUCUCUGUAAUAAGUAAUCUAUCAAAAUAAUAAAUAAAUGGCAAAUAUUA